AUGACGGCAGACGCCGCUCUCGUCGCCCCCUCGUAUCGAUCCAGCGGCAAAGCCGACGCCAAAAGCCGCUGCGGUGGCAGCCAUCGCGACGAGUGCGUCGACCCGCUGCGUAUACCAAGCGAGCCGACACGUGGACCGUGUCCACGUAUACAGACCGAGCGUAUACACGCGGCCACGAAGUCCGUCGUGUCCUGUAGGACCGAACCUAAGCAGUCGCCGCCAAAACAGCAUAAGAAAGCGCGCAAGCAACAGCAUAAGCAACAGCAUAAGCAGGCCAAGCGACGCAGUCACAGCGUCCACGAGCUCCCUUCUGCUGCUACUUCAGCUGCUACUUCAGCCGCCCACCACGACUCGUCCGUCUCCCCCCCUUCUUUGCGAAAGAACCGGUCGGUCUCACUUGGGGCCAAGAAGCACGUGAUCUGGGGCGACGUCUCGGCCCGGGAGUUCGCGCGGUUCCCCGGCGGAGGCGGCGCCGUGCCGUACGAUGGCACGUGGGCGCUCGGCCUCGGGCACCAGGUGUCCGACGUGGCGCUUGGCAGUGUCUUGGAGCGCGAGACGCGGCGGCAACAGACGCUGCAGGACCGCGUCGAGCACUUGUCCCGAGCCAGACGCCGCGACGUGCGGGAGGGCGAGACCCGUCAAUUUGACUACCGACGAGGGGUGGAGAACCCGCUGUUUGCGAGGCUGAGUGAGGAGGAGCGGAAGCGGGUGUUCGCACUGGUGCAGGAGGAGAAGGAGGUGGAGCUGAGGGGGAAGACGGGGCCAAGUCGUGCGAGUGAGACGCGGCUGCCGUCGCCUCUGCACGGGCCCAACCCGUCGCGACGGAAGAACUCGACGGCAAGUCUCGACGCCUUUGAAGAAGGCGCCAGUGGAGACGACGCGGCGUGGCGGACGCCGGACUUUGGCUGUCUCUCCAUCGAACAGCUCGAUGAGUUCACGCGCAUCCGGGACUCUCGGGACGGAGCCGGUGGCUGCUCGUGUGGCGACUUGGUCAAGAAAGUGGCCAAGAUGAAUGUGAAGAAACUACGGGCGUUCUUGCAAGAGCGACAGGUGGCGCAGCUCCCGGGAGUGGGCAAGACGGAGCUGAUGGCGGCUGCGAAGAAGCUGGCCCGGGAGCAGAAGAACUGCCAGAGCACGGACUCGGACUGCGAGUGUGCGCGCAAUGGCGUGCCGUGCCACUCGGACGUGUGUGAAGGCUGUGCGGGUGACUGCUGCAAUCCGUUCCAGCGCUACGUGUACAGGAGCGUGGAAGUGCAGCAGUACCGCAAGGAGCAGCUGGCCAAGUACCAGCAACUUCAGGGUAAAGUGCAGCAACCAGACGACGUGACUGCGUCUGUCUGCGUCAAUUGA
Messenger RNA from Peronospora matthiolae, 1350 nucleotides. The record is from the annotation of a GenBank genome assembly. NCBI's taxonomy places the organism in Eukaryota, Oomycota, Peronosporomycetes, Peronosporales, Peronosporaceae.